AUGGGCAAGAGUGGAUCUGGAAAAACGUCUAUGCGUUCUAUUAUCUUUAGCAAUUAUAUAGCCCGAGAUACGCGAAGACUAGGAGCUACAAUCGAUGUUGAACAUUCAAAUGUCAAGUUUUUGGGGAAUUUGGUACUUAACUUAUGGGACUGUGGAGGACAAGAAGCGUUUAUGGAAAAUUACUUUGCCUCACAAAGAGAUAGAAUCUUCAAAAAUGUUGAAGUGUUGAUUUAUGUAUUCGACGUGGAGAGUAGGGAUUGGGAAAAGGAUCUACAUUAUUAUCAGUCUUGCCUAGAAGCCAUUCAAACCAACUCGAAAGAAGCGAGGAUAUUCUGUUUAAUACACAAAAUGGACUUAGUACCAGAGCAUCAAAGGGAUCAAGUGUUUGAACAAAGAGUAUUAGAAUUACAGCGACGAUCGGAACCACUAUCGAUACAAGCAUUUAGUACAUCAAUAUGGGAUGAAACUCUGUAUGCUGCUUGGUCAAAGAUUAUUCAUUGCUUAAUACCCAAUAUUCGCGUACUAGAAUCACAUUUGAGUCAAUUCUGUCGUAUAUGUGAUUCCGAUGAAGUAGUUUUAUUCGAGAGAACAACAUUUUUAGUGAUUGCUACAGCCGCUACAGUACCACAUCAGGAUCAUCAUAGGUUCGAAAAGAUCAGCAAUAUCAUUAAGCAAUUCAAUCUGGGGUGCAGUCGCUCACAGACAAGGUUCAAAAGUAUGGAAAUAAGAGGAAGUAGUUUUACAGCGUUUGUCGACGUCCUGACAAAUAAUACAUAUAUCAUGGUGGUUAUGUCAGACCCAAACAUACAAUCAGCGGCCACUUUAUUGAAUAUAGCAGCAGCUAAAAAGCAUUUUGAAAAGCUUGAGGUUCAGAAAUAA
This is a messenger RNA of Mycotypha africana, 879 nucleotides long. Its product is annotated as rraga protein. Gene Ontology annotation, molecular function: GTPase activity; GTP binding. The record is from RefSeq and is a predicted model, not a curated record. The transcript has 5 exons. Bases 1 to 879 code for a protein of 292 amino acids. Gene Ontology annotation, biological process: cellular response to amino acid stimulus; positive regulation of TOR signaling; cellular response to starvation. Gene Ontology annotation, cellular component: Gtr1-Gtr2 GTPase complex; nucleus; fungal-type vacuole membrane. NCBI's taxonomy places the organism in Eukaryota, Fungi, Mucoromycota, Mucoromycetes, Mucorales, Mycotyphaceae.